Messenger RNA from Caenorhabditis remanei, 291 nucleotides. RefSeq lists its product as uncharacterized. Bases 1 to 291 code for a protein of 96 amino acids. Lineage: Eukaryota; Metazoa; Nematoda; Chromadorea; Rhabditida; Rhabditidae. The transcript is spliced from 2 exons. The record is from RefSeq and is a predicted model, not a curated record.
AUGGUAUGCUCGAGAAUGUUAUCUAUUGGAAUCUUUUUUCUGUUUCUACCAAAUAUUCUAUCUGAUCAUGUAACUUUCUUUGGGAGAUACGCGUGCAAUGUGGACUUCAAUGUGGAUUACUGUACAUCUGAUACGUAUGUUGGAUUGGCUUUCUAUUACGGAUUGCAAGAUGGAGGUGGUGUGAAUAAAAAUGGAACAUUUGUCAAUUCCAACAUAAAAGUUGAGUACUAUGACCCAACUGUUCAAGGAAAAUUCAAGAUCGGUGAUCAAACAGGACAUUACAUGUCGUGA